AUGGACCAGGCUCAUCCGUUGUCGAGUCCUAUGGUCGUAAGGUCUCUCGACCCAGAGACAGAUCCAUUCGGACCAAAGAAGAAGGACAAGGAAGUACUCGGUCCGGAAGUGCCAUACCUAAGUGUCAUUGGAGCUUUAAUGUAUUUGGCUAGCCACACUAGACCAGACAUUUGUUUUGCCGUGAAUCUACUUUCUAGAUUUAGCUCUUGUCCAACUCAGAGGCACUGGAAUGGAAUAAAACAUCUAUUUAGAUAUCUGCAAGGAACAAAAGAUCUUGGUUUGUUCUAUACUAACCGACCAAAAGAGAGUUUGGUCGGAUAUGCUGAUGUAGGAUACUUAUCUGAUCCACAUAAUGCUAGAUCUCAGACUGGAUAUGUUUUUAUACAUGGUGGAGCUGCAGUAUGUUGGCGAUCCACGAAACAAUCACUUGUCGCCACAUCUUCCAACCAUGCCAAGAUCAUAGCAAUGUAUGAGGCAAGCCGUGAGCUGGUAUGGUUGAGGAAUAUGACCAACCACAUCCGAGUAGAUAGUGGUUUAGCCGUGGGAAAAGAAGCACCAACAAUUAUCUAUGAAGACAAUGCAGCUUGCAUAGCUCAGCUCAAAGAUGGAUACAUCAAAGGAGAUAGGACAAAGCAUAUCUUGCCCAAGUUCUUCUUCACCCACGACCUGCAGAAGGCUAAAGAAGUUCAAAUGGUUCAAGUUCGGUCCAGUGACAAUUUUGCCGACCUUUUCACCAUGUCUCUGCCAACCUCAACAUUCAAGAAGCUUACAUAUCAGAUAGGAAUGCGCCAGCUGAAGGAUCUUCAGUGA
Molecule: messenger RNA, 810 nt
Organism: Brassica napus (rape)
Lineage: Eukaryota; Viridiplantae; Streptophyta; Magnoliopsida; Brassicales; Brassicaceae
Product: secreted RxLR effector protein 161-like
Exons: 1
Coding region: 1-810 (269 amino acids)
Source: RefSeq, a predicted model, not a curated record